UACUUUCGAUACUGGGUUCGUAACCAUGAUUUCAUUCCUAAGUUUAGUAUAUUCAGGGCCAUAACUUUAGAAAAUGAGAAGACAUCUGAGGGGCAUGUGAGCUAUAAAAACUCUAUUGGGUAUUUUUCAGUUUAUCAAUUCAUUUACUUCUCGAGGAUUUGGAUUUGGAAACGAUGUGUAUCCGCUGUGGUCUUGGAGCUUUUCCUUUUCUGCUAGCUGUACUUUCAGUUGUAACCUUCCUGAUUACCUAUGUUAUUUCUCGAAUACGCAACGACACUUCAUGGUUUCCCACUAUCAGUGACACUGCGGAUCGCCGGCCGGAAAGCAACGUUUUCGGACUGCUGUUCAAUUUGUGCGCCCUUCUUGCGCUCGUGACAACGUUUGUGCGGUAUCUUCAGUUGAGACACGAUGCUGAUUGGAACGAAAGAGACAGGGCGCUUGUUAUUAGGCUCAACAAAUUGGCUGUAGUGCUUGGUGUAGCUUCAAGUCUGGGCGGAAGCAUAGUGGCCAAUUUUCAGGAGGAUGUUGUCUCAUUUAUCCACAUUAUUGGUGCACUUCUCAUUUUUGUGGGAGGUAUUCUCUAUUGCUGGGUUCAAUCUUUUAUUUCCUAUAAGAUGAGUCUUUGCGGUGUGAUAACACGCAGUCUCUUCAUCUUACGAGUGGCCAUUGCUUUUGCUGCAACAAUCUUCUUUGCCACAUGUGCAACAGCUACCUCAUAUGCCAGUGUCAAUGGAGUACGUUACCACCUGGCCAGCGAUGAACCCAGACUACGCUGGAACCCGACAGAAAAGCACUAUGUUUAUCAUGUCAUUGGAGAUGUUUCUGAAUGGCUUACGGCAUUAACUCUGUUGAGCUACUUGUUCACGUACUUCGGAGAGUUCAGGUUCAUCAAGAUGAAGAUUGUAGUGUCAAGACGAACACAACAUCCUGUGCCUCUAGCAACUGGAAUGGGUUCAGAUGACAGUAUUAAUGCCUCUCUGUAUGUUUAGCCCUUUUAGCUCCCAAGAACUAAGCACAGACCACUUUCAUAAAUGGCUGCUGGAUUAAUAUUCUUUUGUUUAAAUUUAAAUUAGCCCUACAGGCCUCCUU
Molecule: messenger RNA, 1089 nt
Organism: Stylophora pistillata
Lineage: Eukaryota; Metazoa; Cnidaria; Anthozoa; Scleractinia; Pocilloporidae
Product: DNA damage-regulated autophagy modulator protein 1
Source: RefSeq, a predicted model, not a curated record